AUGGAAACCAGCCUGAGCAGAGACGUGGUGGAUGUGUUCGACGAGGCACGCUACAUGCUCAGUACGUUCCCGACUGAUGAGGAAUCCGCGGAACGUUACGAAGAGUUGGAACGGAAACGGAAACGAAUCAACGAGAAAGUGAGCGAUUGCGUGCAGAAGUUGAGUGCGGAGAGUGAGUCGAUAAGAGCCCAGCAGAGAGCACAAGAGGCGCUGAUAUCUUCAACGAAAGAGAACAUUCAAGCUUAUCAAAAACGCAUAGCACAUCGUGAAGAGGAGUUGGCAACUGUGAACGAAGAGAUAGCGGUGAAGAGGGACGAGAUUGAACUCUUAAAGAAAUCGACCAGUAAAGAGGAAAAUUUAUUGACCGAGUAUCGAAAUGCAGUGGCUCAAAUAGAAGAUGAUACGACAAAACUAAAAUUAGUUGAAACGAAACUAAGAGAAAGACAAAAUAUCGCGAAUAGUUUAUCGUAG
Anisakis simplex (herring worm) is the source of this 471-nucleotide messenger RNA. The record is from the annotation of a GenBank genome assembly. NCBI's taxonomy places the organism in Eukaryota, Metazoa, Nematoda, Chromadorea, Rhabditida, Anisakidae.